UGCAGCGCCCAUGGGGACAGGACGACUUUAAAGGAGUUUGGGGGGGGUUUCUGGCGCUGGGCGACCACGGAUCCGGCGAUUCCUGCCCUCGCCUCGCCCUGUCAUUGAUGGGAAAUCAACUGGAUCGCAUCACCCACCUGAAUUACAGCGAGCUGCCGACCGGGGACCCCUCGGGGAUCGAGAAAGACGAGCUGCGCGUCGGGGUGGCUUACUUCUUUUCGGAUGAGGAGGAGGACCUGGACGAGCGAGGCCAGGCAGACAAGUACAGCGUGAAGGGCUCCGGCAGCCCUGGCCAGGAGACGCCCACCCACCACCUCCACCACCAGCUGGUGCUGAACGAGACCCAGUUCUCCGCUUUCCGCGGCCAGGAAUGCAUCUUCUCCAAGGUCAGCAGCGGCCCCCAGGCUGGGGACCUCAGCGUCUACUCGGUGUCAGCCCUGCCUGCCCUCUGCAAGCCGGGGGACCUGCUGGAGCUGCUCUACCUGGGGCCGUCGGAGCACCCGCCGCCGCACUGGGCAGUGUACGUGGGCAGCGGGCAGAUCAUCCACCUGCACCAGGGGCAGAUCCGCCAGGACAGCUUGUACGAGGCGGCCGGGGGCAACGUGGGCCGGGUGGUGAAUAGCUGGUACCGCUUUCGCCCGCUGGUGGCUGAGCUGGUGGUGCAAAACGCCUGCGGGCACCUGGGCUUAAAAAGCGACGAGAUCUGCUGGACUAACUCCGAGAGCUUCGCCGCCUGGUGCCGCUUCGGGAAAAGGGAGUUCAAAGCCGGGGGGGAGCUGCAGGCUGCUGCCGGCACCCAGCCCCAGCAGCAGUACCAUCUCAAGAUCCACUUGGCGGAGAACAAGGUGCACACGGUGAGGUUCCACAGCCUGGAGGAUCUAAUACGCGAGAAGCGCAGGAUCGAUGCCAGUGGCAAACUGAGGGUGAUCAAAGACCUGGCUAUAGUGGAUGGGAAAGAAUAGGGAGUAGCAGGGGUACAUGGCUAUCUUCCUUCUGCCCUGCCUGGGGAGACCAGCCUUCCACAGAGACAGGAGCCUGCACCCUCUUUCCAUGGGACGCGACAGGAAGCAGGAUCCAUGGCAACAUUCCGAAAAACCAGCAUUCUUUACACCCAUAGCCAGUAUUUUGUUUGGCUUUUAAUAGCAUUAAUGCUGAAAGAGCGAGAGAGGAAGAAAAGAGGGGGGAGGUGCAGGAAGGCUGCUCUCAGAGUACGUGGACAAAGUCUCUCCUGUUGAUCGAUGUUGACCAUUCUAGCAACACGCCAAUAAAAUUUCAAAUUGAAAUUUUUUUUUAAUUUUUAUUUCAUGGCUUUAAUCCAUGAUAAGUUUUAAACAUCUGGGGCCAUGGAUGUGGAUCUAGCUAAAUGAGUUUCUAGCUAAUAUUUGCCUUGCAGCCAACCAAAAGCAUCAGUCAUAGUUUGCUAACU
Molecule: messenger RNA, 1426 nt
Organism: Gymnogyps californianus (California condor)
Lineage: Eukaryota; Metazoa; Chordata; Aves; Accipitriformes; Cathartidae
Gene: LRATD1
Product: LRAT domain containing 1
Exons: 2
Coding region: 108-962 (284 amino acids)
Source: RefSeq, a predicted model, not a curated record